AUGUUCUUCGACAUGAAAUCGGUUGCCCUGUACGGCCUCAUGGCAGUUGCCUAUGCCUCUCCUGUCCCCUUCUCCUCCCUCGAGAACAAGCUCGCCAAGAGAGUCAAGUUCAACGACUUCAGCUGUCCUGAUGGCACUACCAUCGCUGAGCACGACAUCCGCCAGGCCUUCCACGAGUGCCGCAGACACGACGACAAGGCAAUUGGCAAAUACCCCUUCCCCUUUGGCAACAAGAAGUCAGUCAACGGCCAGACUGUCCGCGUCUUGACCAAUGUCCCUGAGGGCACCGCUCUGAGAGAGUUCCCCAUCGUGGCUGGUGGAGUGUACGAGGGUGGCUCUCCUGGCGCAUACCGCAUUGUUACCGACUACAAGGACAACAGGGGUGACUUUAGAGGUGUUAUCCAGCACACUGGUGCUACUGUCGCAGGCGCCUAUGAGGCUUGCACUCCUGUUACUUCUGCCAAGAGAGACGUCGAGGAGUUUGACGAUGACGAAGAUAUCUACUACGACGCUGAAGACGACCUCGAAGUCACCGAGGACAACACUCCUUCCAAGCGCGACGAGGAAAUCGAGGAGUUCGAUGAGGAAUUCGACGAAGACAUCGAAGACGACACCAGCUCCUCCACCCUCGUCGAGCGCGGCAACAAGAAGAAGAAGGUUGGCAGCGCUACCUGCGACGGCACCACUCUCUCCAAGGACGCCGUCGGUGCUGCCUUCAAGCAGCUCAAGCACACCGACGACAACAGCAACACCAGGAGCUACCCCCACUACUUCGGCAACAAGACCGGCAACAACCAGGCUGUCUUUGGCGCUACCAAUGACCUCCGCGAGUUCCCCAUCAUGGAGGACGGCUCUGUCUGGGCUGAGGGAACCAGCCCUGGUUCCUACCGCGUUGUCGCUGACUACAACAACAACUUUGUUGGAGUUAUGAUUGAGAAGACUGGUGGUUCUUUCACCAAGUGCACCGUCAACUCUGAUUAG
This is a messenger RNA of Aspergillus wentii DTO 134E9, 981 nucleotides long. Its product is annotated as putative extracellular guanyl-specific ribonuclease. NCBI's taxonomy places the organism in Eukaryota, Fungi, Ascomycota, Eurotiomycetes, Eurotiales, Aspergillaceae. Bases 1 to 981 code for a protein of 326 amino acids. The record is from RefSeq and is a predicted model, not a curated record. The transcript is spliced from 2 exons. Gene Ontology annotation, molecular function: RNA nuclease activity; RNA binding.